AUGUUUGGUGUACACAACAACAACAAACAGAGCUCUUCUCUCUUUUCUCGUCUCUAAUUUACUCAAAAAAAUGUCUGGAAUUGUAGUGGUUUUCGACUUUGACAAGACAAUUAUUGACGUGGAUAGUGAUAAUUGGGUGGUGGAUGAGUUAGGCGCUACUGAUUUGUUCAAUCAACUUCUCCCUACUAUGCCAUGGAACUCUCUCAUGGAUAGAAUGAUGAAGGAGCUUCAUACACAAGGCAAAACAAUACAAGACAUUGAAGAGGUAUUAAAACGGGUUCCCAUACACCCUAGGAUUGUUCCAGCUAUUAAAUCAGCUCAUGCAUUAGGGUGUGAUUUGAGAGUAAUAAGUGAUGCAAAUGUAUUCUUCAUCGAAACAAUAUUGAAACAUAUUGGAAUCAGGGAUUGUUUUUCUGAGAUCAACACCAAUCCAGGCUACGUCGAUGGGGAAGGCAGGCUUCGAAUCCUCCCUUAUGUUGAUUUUCAAAAAUCCCCUCAUGGUUGCAAUCUCUGCCCUCCCAACAUGUGCAAGGGUAUGAUAGUAGAGAGAAUUCAAGCUAAGGAAGGAAAGAAGAGAAUGAUUUAUCUAGGCGAUGGAAUCGGAGAUUUCUGUCCCAGUUUGAAGCUGAGGGAAGUAGAUUUUGUGAUGCCAAGAAAAGAUUUCCCAGCCUGGAAUUUGAUAAACCAAAACAGGACACUAGUAAAAGCAGGGGUCCACGAGUGGACCGACGGCAAAGAACUUGAACACAUUUUGCUACAAUGGAUCAACACAAUCAACAUUGAAGAAAGUCAAUUGUUAUCAAUGGAGUAUUGCAAAUUCCAGACGAAACCCAAUGCAGCUCAUGGAGCCUUGCCACGGCCUCUUCCAGUGCCUUACUAAAUACUAAUGGCUACAAGAUUAUUGUACUUUGUUUUGUACGUUUACUAUCAAAACUUAAAAACUACUAAUUGCCAUAUUUGAACAUGUGGUUUGUGUUCACGAAGACUCUUCAACUAUUCUUUUGGAAAAUGACUCUUUCUCGAUUCAA
Molecule: messenger RNA, 1028 nt
Organism: Solanum pennellii
Lineage: Eukaryota; Viridiplantae; Streptophyta; Magnoliopsida; Solanales; Solanaceae
Product: inorganic pyrophosphatase 1-like
Exons: 4
Coding region: 71-880 (269 amino acids)
Molecular function (GO): phosphatase activity
Source: RefSeq, a predicted model, not a curated record